Molecule: messenger RNA, 1470 nt
Organism: Trichoderma aggressivum f. europaeum
Lineage: Eukaryota; Fungi; Ascomycota; Sordariomycetes; Hypocreales; Hypocreaceae
Exons: 5
Coding region: 1-1470 (489 amino acids)
Source: RefSeq, a predicted model, not a curated record
AUGCGUGCGGCCAUGACGGCUAUAAAGCACUCGCCGACGCUGCAGAGCUUGCGGAGCGACAGCUGGCGCAGCGAUGGCCGCGGCGACGUCUUCUCCGCCGAGCACUUUAAGCGCAAGAACCAGUUCAAGCGGCUGUUUCUGGCGUGCCUCGUGCGAUGGGUGAUGACGGUGCUGCUGGUUGUCGGGGCGUAUCUCGUGCUGUGGAGAUAUUCGGUCAAGGAGGCCAUGUUGAGCAACAAGAAGAAGGAGUUUAACACGUUGAUUAUUGCGAUUUCGAUUGCACUGGGUUUGAACAUUGCGAGUUCGAUGAAGCACAUGGUGGGGGAGUUGAGAUGGUGGGUGUUGAGCUGGUACGAGUGGACGCCGAGAGAGGCCGACUGUAUCCUACAGAGCGAAAACUUUAGCAGUCUCUUCACGCUGGGCUACGUGACACAUCCCGUUGCGACUCUCGGCUUAACUUACAACAUCAAUCCGGCGGACACGGUGGCCGUGACGAAACCCGGAACCGUCUCGGUGCCGGAUAUGAGCAACAUCCAGACAAAUAAAGUGCUUUCGACGAAUUCACAGGCCAUCAGCGCCCUGCGAUAUACAGCAAACAAUUAUGGCCUCGUUGCCCUUGCCUACGGAUACGGCGGAGACGACGAGAUCCCCAAACCCGGCACGCUCUUCGACACCGACGCCAAUCUCAUGUACUGCAACCAGAACUCGUGCCAGUACAUCUUCUACGAGGCGACCCCGGAUGACCUGUCAUACUACCAGAUGGUGGCGACGAAUCGAUCGAUUUCGACCCAGGCAACGUGCAAGGGGUGGAAGGUCCUCAAUGGAGGAGACGGGACCCGGCACACGAUUGUCAUUGGAGACGCGAACCGCACCGAGUUUACGAUUCCCGCCCUGAAUGGGGCAGCCCAGACGACUUUCAUGGUUGAUCCCGAUCGGGGCUCCGGGCCAGCGUGGGGGCACGUCUUGGCGUUUGAGGCAUCGCCGACGGAUCCGUGGUUCUACAACUGUAAUGUUACGGUGGGAGCGGUCACCAAUGUUGAGAAUCCGGCGCAAGAGGUUGGUGUGAAUGUCACGUCGCUCGCUGCCUCGGCCAUUGCUCUCCAGGGCUAUGGCGCCUCGACUUUUGGAGUCAGCACAAACAGCACCAGGCACUUUCAGUUCCAGAGUUAUCCGGCGGAGUCUUUUUACGGAGCAAUUCAGGGAGGCAAUGUGACUGGCAUGGGCCAGGUGAUGGCUGCCUUUGCCGUUGGAGUUGUUGCCGUUACGGCCCAGGUCAACACCAACCUGAAUGCCCCCGGACUGCUGCCGUUGAAGGGGAUUAGGCUGGACAUUACUCAGUGCCGCGGUGGCGAGCAGGGUGACGGUGAGGGAUCACAGCUGCGUUGGUUUGGCGGCGGCAUUGCAGCCGUUGCUGCGGAGGCUGGAUUGCGACGGAGGGACGAGGAUGGCGAGCGAGAAGAGGAUCUUUGA